This is a messenger RNA of Acanthochromis polyacanthus (spiny chromis), 5690 nucleotides long. It is a transcript of the gene elmod3, whose product is annotated as ELMO/CED-12 domain containing 3. The transcript has 13 exons. The record is from RefSeq and is a predicted model, not a curated record. Bases 764 to 2074 code for a protein of 436 amino acids. Lineage: Eukaryota; Metazoa; Chordata; Actinopteri; Pomacentridae.
GAGAAAGCAAUGACGUAAUGAAGCUAGAGUCGGGCAGGAAACCACAAUUCCCAAGAUGCACUUGAAAUUACCGUGGCCACUGGACGGGGGAAGGGAAGCUGAGAUUGGAGGGAGAAACAAUCAGAAACUGAGAUAGUUUGUGCAUAUGACAGCACCUCCACAGGACUCCUGCCAUACAAGAAGUCUCUGCAUGACCCACAUCUGUAGGGACACCUGCAGUUCUUACUUUGGACGUGUGCUGCUGAAGACCUAGCACAGCGUCAGCGCAAGUAAAUCCUACUUUACUGGGACCUCUAGGCACAUACUGGAUUUGCGAUGAAGUGUCUCGGACAGGGAGAGCCCAGCCCUGAAAAGAAAUGUCAUUAUCCAGCUUCUGUGUACCUCUGGUGGGGUUGAGGAGUGGGGCAGAUCUGUGGAGGAGAGGAGGGAGGCAGGUUUAUAGGAAACCUGUGUAUUGAUGGACAACCAUUUCCUCCAUUCACCUUUUGUAGACUGAUACCUGCACAUUCCUCCACACUUGCGGUUAAUAAAACCAGACUGCCAUCAGUAACCACACAACCGUUAUGAAGAGAAUAUGAUGUGCACAACGUGGAUUUCUUCUGCCAGUGAGAGUUUUGGGAAAUCAAGCUGCUGAUUGUGGACACUGAGUUCUCUGUGCAUAUGAGGAAAACAUGAAAAAAGCAUAGAUACUUGCAGUCACUAGAAGUGUGCACUACAGAAACCAUGGUGGUCCUUGCAUCAGCUCCUCAGCCCAUCUCAGUUCAUGACUUCAGAAGCCUUUAGAGGCCAAAAUCAGGAACACACUCGACAGCCGACGCGCUCACAUGCAAUGGAAGAAGACAUUGACGUCACAUCCCACAUUGAGGGUCUGAAUGGUUUGUCCCAUGAAUGUAAGCCAUUAGAAGAGCUCACCAAUGGACACUCCAACCAUAAGCCUGUCAUGAAUGGAGUGAUUAUUGGUCACAAUGUCAAAGAUCACACCAACGCCGGUGCACCACUAAGAUCACUGCCGAUUUCAGCGCUGAAGCAGAAUGGUCUUCUGCAGACCCUGGCAGCUGGAGGGGACCAGCCCAAGCCUGCAGAGGAAAAGGAAAAUGCGGAGUUGGAAAAGGCCAGACAGGAGUGGGACGCUCUUGAGAACAUCCAGCCAGCUCUUACUGAGGACUCAAACCCAACACCGCUCAUCCCUUUCAAUGAAGCCCUGCAGUACUUUCAAACCACAGACCUGGGGGACUUGCUGAAAAACAUCCAGCCAACCAUUCGCAGGACCGGCCUUGCCGCAAUCACACACUUCCUCUUCGGACCUCCGCGGCUGCACAGGGAACUCCUGGAAGAGAGGGAUCUCGUCUUUGCCAUCGCACAGUGCCCUGUGGACAACAGCCAAACGGUCCACAUGCGUGUCCUCCAGACCAUUUAUAAGAGGCUGAUUGGCAGCAGGCUGGACUGUCCUCGCUUUGGUGCGCACUGGGAAAACAUUGGCUUUCAGGGUACAGACCCAGCCACUGACCUGCGUGGCACUGGUUUCCUGGGACUGAUGCAUACUCUGUACUUAGUCAUGGACCCAGAGACUCUUCCGUUGGCUAGAGACAUCUACAAGUUAUCACAACACCCUACGCAGAACUUUCCAUUCAGUGUGAUGUCAAUCAACAUGACCCGCAUCGCUCUGCAAGUACUCAGAGAGGAGGCCUUGUCCAAGGAGUGCAAUCGUCGUCAGCAAGUGGUUGGUGUGCUGAAUGAGUUCUACGUUGCCACGUAUCUGCACCUAUACCAACUGUGGAAGACCCAGCAGAAGACCAUUGCUGAUUCUGGCUUUGUGCUCAAAGAGGUGGAGCUGUUUGCCAAAAAGAACCCCAAGCAGAUGCUGCGCCGACUAGAGGUCUUCCUGAAAGAGAGGCGGGCAGGUGGAGUCCCCCGUGGGACGUCGCCAGACUCUCAGGCCCAACAGCCCUCUCCCAGCCUGGGGGAGAGAGGGGCCAGAGCUGGGGCGGGACACGGAAGCAAGGGAAAGGAGAUGCACUUCACAGGAGUGUGUGAUCUACCGCCAGACAUGGAGGGAGAGGCCAGACUUAUCUAAGCUAGACUCUGUGUGAGUGAUUGUGUGAGUGAGAGCAGUUCUGCCUGUGCGUGUAUCUAUUACUGUAUGUGUGUGUGAGUGGCUUACUGAGAGCUAGAAGAAGAGCCCCACCAGACCCUGAUCUAGGACCUGCUAUCUGAACCUGUUCAAACACUUCCCCUCCUUCCACUGAUGCUGGGGUGCUGCACUUUGAUCAGAUUAAGCUUGGGGAUCUUUCAGAGUUCUAUUUGAUUUUUGUUAUUAAUUUAUUUUGAAGCAGGGAACAUAGAACAGUCAAAUAUAUUGAGACCAGAAACACAAGAUGUCACAAAAACAAAAGAAAGUGAAUAUUUGCACUCUUCUGUGGAUUUAGUAGCCAAAUCUACAGCUGCCAAAUUCCUGUGGGUGAACUCUACCUGUCUAGAAGUCCAAAAUGUGCACGUUUGUGUUCCAAGGAUUUCUAAGCCAGGGUUUGUUUGUGUUGCAGAGUGGCUUUCUUUAAAGGCUUGGCAUUUGCUCUCACUCUGAGAUAAUGCCCCAUCAUGUGCAUUUCAAGUGAAGGGCAGCAUCGUCUGGCGUAUUGUUUAACGCUCUGUUAGCUUUAUGGUGAUAAGAGGGAAAAUGAACCAGGCCUUCCAUAAAGCAAACAGAAGCAGGUUUUCUAUCAGAAUGAGUGGGUAGAGGGAGAUGGAAAACUCAGAGGUUCCAGAGUGUUUUGAGAAGGGAGCAGACAUUAUCUAAAAACUCCACAGUAGGGUUAGAAUGCAGCUUGCUUCGAAGGUCUGAUCACUUUGCGUUCUCUGCUGAAGUGUGAAUGAAAUAUGUGAACAAUAUUCAAGAAUGGACGCUCCAGAUGUGUAGAGGUGUAGCCAGGUGUUGGCGUACAACUCGUCUGUCGCCAGAGGUCUGAUAGACUAGGUCCAGAGCUCCCAGUAGAUAUGGGGGAAUAUAUUUUAAAUAAUUUAAAAAAAUAACUAUUUUAGUCCUUUCUUGAGGGACACUUGUCCCUUUAAUCAUAACUUCACAGUUAUGUAUAAAAGCACUUCAGAAUUUUGUUAUCAAAGUAAAGGCUCAGUGACUGUGGGAAGGAUUUUAACUCUGUUAAAAUUCCACCAGAACGUCCAAAACUCUUCUGACUUCUCAACUCUUCAUGAUUAAAGCAAAGGAGACACUUCAUAACAGUCUGUGCUCAGCUCAGUCCCAGCUGAAGCAGAAGGUCUGGUAUGAGCUUUCUCUACAUUCCGUUAUAAAGCAUGUGAUUGUAAUUUUUUUGACCAGUUAAAAAUUUAUUCCAGUGGGUGCGUGUGUGGUAAAAUAAAUGAGCUGAUAUUGAUGAAGGGCGCCUCUCUUAGUAGAUGUAGGAGAUGUAUGGUACAGUAUGCAAUCCCAGCUCUUACUCUAUGAUAAUCAAAACACUAGUGCUGUGUGAUGAUAGAAAUCGUUUCUAACUUCAGGGUUUGUGCACUUGUGCAAGCGAAUGUGUGCGUGUAUGUAUGCGUUUCAUAUGACAGGAACUGACUACAGAUGGGGUGCUUUCCUCUGCACACAAAAAGCCAGCUUUACUAAGUACUUGAUCCACCAAGCUGCAAAGACGGUACAUUUGUCCUUUUAGAAAUGGUACAUAACAUUUGUGAAGACGAUAUUUAUCCUAAGACGAACAACAACAACACAUUUUUGGUUUGCUUUUUUAAAAACCAGAUGUUGGUUCAGCUGGUUUCGGCGGCUCUGUGGCCUGGAAUGGGUAGAGCUCCUCAGCAAAGCUGGUUCCUGCUUUGUGCUAAUGUGAAACCGUCUCCCAUCGUUGUAGUCUUAAUCUGUAGCAUGUUCAGGUAGCACUAGUACUGUAGCAUCCUAUAGCCUCCUCCUCUUCGUAAAGCUUGUUGAUGUCAUGUCUCAGUUACAGUCUGUAGUGUCAAUGAGUGCGCAAACUGUUACUACUAUAGCACAUACAUUUCAUAUUUUUCUUCAACCUUCUUCAGUAGAUCCACAUUUAGGUGGCACGGUGUAUGUUUUGGAGAGACGUGGGAUCGGCUUGGCAUGUUAUUGAGCUCAAACUUGUCUUCUAAGAAGGUGAUAGUGAAUUCGGUGCCUACAUCCAGUAGAGACAUGUGGGGUUAGAGUGCUGGUUGGUCCUCUCUUCCUUAUUUUUGUCUUUCUGUUGAGUGGACUUCCUCCAUUCAUGUAAUGCAGUAAGCAACAGAGUGGACGUUACCCCCCCGAAACGUGCCGGCCUAAUGGGAUAUAUACACAGGCAUGUAAAACUUCGAUGUCAGCAUCUACUCGGACAGUUGUACUUCACCAUCUCCGUUCUCCGCCGUAUAACUUCAGAAAUGAGCUGAUGUAGUUUUGCCAAUUGUUUGCAAGUGUUUUUGAUUGAUCAGGAAAAUUUGCACUGUUGUAGAUUAUUUGAUAGUAUGUGUGACGUAUGCAAGAGGAAACAGGCCAUCUUCAAUAGCCAUAUUGUAAUGUUCAUUCUUGCCCACCUCAUGAAACAGGCUUUGUGAAGUCCCCUCCUCGCUCGGAAGAAGAAAAAAAAGAGGCAAAACCGAUAUGAUCUCAUCUUUAGUUUUUAUUCAAUUUUAAACUGAGGAGCAGUACAGUGUAUGUAAAUCAGGAAGUUUGUAUAUAGAGAAUUAAUGAUUGUAACUGUAUGAUUGUCUGUAGGGCAUUAUACUGAAACACAUUGCUUACCUCAAGACUUGAGACAAAUCUCUCCUUUCUCUCUCCUGAUGUUUGUUUGGCCUCUCUCUCAGUCAGGCUCUUAUUUUUUUAUGUUUCCUUGUAUCUAGGCGUUCUCUCAUACCAAUUGGACAAGUUAUAGGAUGUAUAUUCGCCACCUGAAGCACUACAUGAUAGCAAACUAACACAAAAGCUGGUCAAUGUCGCGUGUAUUCUAUUUAAAAGACACAUUCAUAGACACUACGUAGGCCCACACACACUCUGAUGCACAUCUGCAGGGGGUAAAAAGAAAAUCUUCUUUUAAACCAAUCUAUAAUUGGCUGAUGUUUACCAUGUCAAAAUAAGCUGGUUUUCUUGUGGCUUCAGUGAUAGUACAGUAUACUUUUGCUGUGAUUAAGUGUUUGAUGUCAGGAAAAACACUCAAACAAUCCUGUCUUUACAAACCAACCGUUAGAUAUAUGAUUGUAAAGAUAUAGGCUUGACUCGCAGUCAUAAUACUGUGUAUGCUUUGACCUUGGUAUAUAUUCAGUAUCCAAACAAGGCCUGAUUUAUCCUCUCAUAUUACCAAAAGUUAUAUUUUCAGCAGUUGUAUAGAUCAUGUUCCUAUGCGUUGAUCAUCGUUUGGAGUCUCCUCAGUUGAGAAACCAGAACCAAGAGAAAAAAAAGAAGAAAAAAACGGGUUCUUGCAGGAUGUCGGAUGCUCUGAGAGGUGUGGUCUGAAGUUCUGCUUCCUACAGCAGCAGCUUGACAAAUACAAUCACUUCUCUCAAUAUCCUGCGCUUUAUAUGAAGGUGUUUUACUGUUGCCGUCGUCGUCAUGUCCCUCAGAGCAUUUUAUGACUGUACCUUGAUUGUAGAAGCCCUAUUUUAUACUGAGAGUUAUUUCAAAAUACAGUAUGUGCUGUUGUACAUUAAAUGUAUUGUAUGGAGAAAGCUAAAUAAAUGCUGUUUAAAAACUA